Molecule: messenger RNA, 797 nt
Organism: Linum tenue
Lineage: Eukaryota; Viridiplantae; Streptophyta; Magnoliopsida; Malpighiales; Linaceae
Source: the annotation of a GenBank genome assembly
UAAUCAAAUUGAGCAUGGCCAGUCGAGUACUCAAAGUUCAUUCUGCACAGCUCAAUUAUCUGGUCAUGGAGGUAUUUUGUAUACUGUCUGUGUUUUGCAUAUUACAUUUGUACCAUUUAUGUUGUGCAUUGGGUGUUUGAAACAUUGUUCUGUUGUAAAGUUGGGUUAGACGUACGUUGAAGCUCGGAGCGAUAUUUCGUAUUCACGGUCACAAAAGAAAUGCUCCGCUGUACCAUGUGAGUUUAAAUAAUAUUAUUGUUUCAAUUGUAGAUGUACAGUGGAGUUAUAUUGUCUUUUAUUUCGUAUCGUGGAUCAAUAGGGAAAAGGAGAGUUGUUUUUGUACAGAAUGAAGACCACCAGCACCGCUACGUUAUGUCUGUCGUGGAGGAAGAGAAAUUUGUUAAAGAACAAGCAAUGUUACAGUCUGAGCUAAACCAGCUUAGUCAAAGCUUGGCUUUUGUUGCACGUCAAAGAAGAUGUGCUAUUCUUAAACGAAGGGGUCAUGUGAGGCGAAUGCGUAUUGAUAACAGAGGUGUGGAAGUAACUUUUGCUCGGCUCUUGAGUAAACGUUCGAGAUUAAUGAGACGUAUUUAUCUACAUAGAAAGAGAUUUGGUCAUCCUGAUUUCCAGAAUUUAGUAUAUUGGAGUAUCCCUGAAGUGGAAUUUUUCAACAUUGGGCCGCCCCUAUGUACCUGGCGGCAUUGUGGAGCUGUUAUGUGGCGCUUGGAGAGUACGUUAGCCACGUGAAAUGAUAUGACUCCUUCUUUUGGACUGUGUUGCAAGAAUGACAAAGUUAA